AACCUUUGUUUACAAUCAAAUAUUGUGGUGGAUCCCAAAAAAUCUGCGACGAAAUUUUCUUACCUUAAAAAAAUGUGAAUGAAUCCCCCUUUUGCCAUGUCGCUUCCGAUCAAGUACAGUGCCAUCAAGCAAGUGAUUGCUCCGAAAAAUGAGCUAAAUCGAUGGCUGUGCGGAUUCGUGGCCGCACUUGUGCUGCUUGUAUUAUGGUUCGGUGGGGGCUCUGUCAGCGAAUCCGGAACGGAACGAUUCUCGCUGGACCUGGUGGACAUUCCGCAAGUGGUGAUUGACAAAGAUGCCGAACUGGCCAGGGCCCGCAAUAGGAACUGUUCCUACUGGGAUUGUUUCAACGUGUAUCGAUGUGGACAGAGGGCUUCCUUCGGGCACCAUGGGGCAGGAUCCGGGCUUUGGAUGGAAGAACAGCAGGAACGUAUGUCGGUGUACGUGUACCCGCUGAAGGAGUUCGUUGACGGGGACAACGGAAAGCAAGCCUUCCAGCUUACUAAGGAAUUUUACGUUAUUCUCAAGACGAUCGUCAAUAGUCCAUAUUAUACGGCUAACCCGAAUGAGGCCUGCCUUUUCGUUCCCACUUUGGACACACUCAAUCAAAACAGGAUCGAUGUAAAUUUAGUUGGGAAAGCUUUGGCUUCAUUGCCUUAUUGGGAGAACGGGGAGAACCAUUUACUGUUUAAUUUCAUUGCCGGAGUCAACCCGGAUUACAACACUGUCAUAGAUGUCAACACUGAUCGGGCCAUGAUUCUGGGAUCUGGAUUCGACAGUUGGACUUAUCGCCCUGGAUUCGAUCUGGUUCUACCAAUGUACAGUGCCAUUUUGGAAUAUUACGAACCGCAGAAACGCGAGCGGAAUUUUUUGUUGGUUUCAUCGCAACUGAAUAUCUUUCAACGUCAAUAUCGAAUUCUGCAGGAGUUGACCUAUGAUCAUCCUAAUGAUAUUCUUCUGCUUCAACGAUGUCCAACCUCGACCGUCAAACCGGAAGAAAGCUCGGAAUCUGUUCGAGUAGUAGAGGAUGUGGACAAUGUUGGAGAAAUGUUGAAGAUCUAUAAAGACAUAAGAUGUAAUUUCCCCCAAGGCAACGAGUACGAAUACCCGAGUGUUUUGGAAAGUAGCCAAUUCUGCUUGAUUGCUCGAGGCGUUCGGUUAUCUCAGCCAACUUUGCUUGAGGCUUUGGCAGCUGGAUGUAUUCCCGUUAUCAUGGCUGACAAUUUGGUAAUGCCUUUUAAUGAAAUACUUGACUGGGAUCUGGCCUCCAUAAGGAUUUACGAAAAUAAUUUGCACUCAGUGAUGGCAGCUUUAAAAUCUGUUUCGCCUCAACGUAUUCAAGAACUACGUGCCCAUGGGGCUUACUUCUAUGACCGUUACUUUUCUAGUUUGGAAAAAAUCGUCCUAACAGCAUUGGAUGAGUUGAAUGAUCGAAUUUUCCCUCAUUUGAGUAAAACAUAUCAACACUGGAACGUUCGUAAAACGAAGCAUUCUACACAAAGUCCACUAUUUCUACCACUUUUAGCUCCCAAGGCGCAAGGAUUCACUGCCGUUAUUCUCACUUAUGAUCGAAUAGAAAGCCUCUUCAUUCUGAUUCAGAAACUGGCGACAGUUCCUUCGCUACAGAAAAUACUAGUCAUCUGGAAUAACCAGAAAAAAUCACCUCCACAUCCGUCCUUGUUCCCUAAGAUCGGAAAACCGUUGAAAGUGAUUCAAACUUCGGCCAACAAGCUAUCUAAUCGAUUCUAUCCCUACGAAGAAAUUGAAACAGAAGCCAUCUUGACCAUUGACGACGACAUUGUAAUGCUAACGUCCGAUGAGUUGGACUUUGGCUACGAAGUGUGGCGUGAGUUCCCGGACCGAAUUGUGGGAUUCCCGUCGCGAACGCACGUUUGGGAUAACGCUACCAAUCGUUGGCGGUACGAAUCCGAAUGGACCAACCACAUUUCGAUGGUUCUGACCGGCGCCGCCUUUCAUCACAAGUAUUUUAGCUAUAUGUACACGAACGCCAUGCCCGGUAAAAUAAAGGAGUGGGUCGAUGAGCACAUGAACUGCGAAGACAUUGCCAUGAACUUCCUGGUGGCAAAUGUCACUAAUAAACCACCGAUCAAGGUGACUCCGCGUAAGAAGUUCAAGUGUCCCGAGUGUACCAACAACGAAAUGCUGUCGGCUGAUUUGAACCACAUGAUGGAACGAUCGGCUUGCAUCAAUCGGUUUGCGGAGAUUUACGGGACGAUGCCGCUGAAAUCUGUUGAAUUCCGUGCUGAUCCGGUGCUAUUCAAGGACAAUUUCCCAGAAAAGUUGAAGCGAUUCAACGAUAUCGGCAGCUUGUAAAUGCGGAGUGCAAUUUACCUAUUUAUAAAAAUAGAAGAUAUCGCAAUAUUUUCUCAACUGAUAUAAAUCAUCUAUUAAUCAAGGGGCAUUUAGGAUGCUAGGUAGAAUGUUAUGAAUUUGCAUGAUUUUAAUGAGGCAACUACUCGAACACACAAACAGUAACCGUUUUAUUAGGAAUGAUGUCAGUCAUUGCAUUUAUUGUAGUUUUUAUGAUGGAUAAGAUAACUAAGCUUUAAGAUUUGUGCAUCUAGUUCAAUCGUAAUUAGUUUUACUUACUAAGAUCCGUAGAAUCCAGUCAUACGAUAUGAUAUAAAAUAAACAUAACGGCUAUCGUC
Messenger RNA from Uranotaenia lowii, 2666 nucleotides. It is a transcript of the gene sotv, whose product is annotated as exostosin-2. The record is from RefSeq and is a predicted model, not a curated record. Lineage: Eukaryota; Metazoa; Arthropoda; Insecta; Diptera; Culicidae. The transcript is spliced from 2 exons. Gene Ontology annotation, molecular function: glycosyltransferase activity. Gene Ontology annotation, cellular component: membrane. The coding region runs from base 79 to 2331 and encodes 750 amino acids.